CACCCAUCAGUUAUAACUUUUAGUUUGUGCGAAAAAGAUGGCUAAAAUGUUGAAAAUCGGAAUUUUAUUGUUACUCGUUGCAACUGUUGUGAACAGUGCUCCAAUUGGUAGAAACGUUUUACUUCGGUCAAUUUUAGGCGUUGGAGGUGGAACUGAUGGCGAUCAACCUAAAAAGGAAACUGAUGAAACAGAAGCAAAUGGAGCAGUCACUGACGGGUUCAGACCACCAACAACACCAGCAUCUACUAGGUAUACAAAGGAACCCGCAGAAGUAGUAAAAAAAGCAGAAACAACGCCAUCUAUAUCAGACAAAGCUAUUAAAACUUUAAUUGGAGUGGAUGACAAAGAAAAUUAAUUCAAAUUUUCAUUUGCUUCAGAAAAAUGAUUGAGACCGAAAAAUUUUAAUUCGAAAAGCUUAAGAAAUAAAGAUACUUUACAUAAAAA
Messenger RNA from Clunio marinus, 444 nucleotides. The record is from the annotation of a GenBank genome assembly. Lineage: Eukaryota; Metazoa; Arthropoda; Insecta; Diptera; Chironomidae.